UGUAAGGUAUUCAGUCAUCAUGGCUCUGUUCUGGUCUUGUGCUCUCCUCUCCUGCCUGGUGGCUGUCAGCUUAGUUCAUGCAGAAAUGAAGCUGGACUGCAGGACUGACUACAUGACACUGGUUUGGACUGACCCCCGAUCACAGGCAGACUUCUCGCUGUUCCGGCUUGGUAGCUGCUUCCCUACUAGCUUCACAGCACGGGAGGUGGCCUUCAAUGUGGAAUUUGAUGACUGCAGCUUCAGGAAACUGGUUACUGGAGAUGAGCUAACUUAUAGCAAUGAUCUGAUCUACACGUCUUCUCCUGACUCCAGUGUGCUCCCCUUUGCUCUUCCAGUUGUCUGCUCUUAUAAGAGGCCCAAGGACUGGUACCCCAUGAUUUAUGACCCAGUGUUUUCUACUUAUGGAGUUGAAGACUUGAUGUUUCAUCUGGAACUAAUGAAUGCUGACUUCUCGGGCCCUGCUGAAUCUACUGAGUUCUCCCUGGGUUCAAUUAUCCCCAUCAUGGCUAGUGUGGAGCAGGAGAACCAUCAGCCCUUGCUGGUACUGCUUGAGGAGUGUGUUGCCACCACCACACCAGACCUCCUGCCAAGCGCUGAAGUGUAUAAAAUUAUCACCAAUAAGGGAUGUUUAGUGGACAGCAAAACUUCAAGAUCAAGAUUUGAAAGGCAGAAUGUGAACGAUUUGAUGCUUUCCCUCCAAGCGUUUAGAUUUGCUUUGGGACAGGAGGUCUACAUCCACUGCAGCAUUAUGGCUUGGGACCCCAAUAGUCUUGAUGAGACAAAGAAAGCCUGCCACUAUGUAGCAGAUCAUGGCUGGGAGCUGCUGGACAAUCCUGUGUACAGUGGGUUGUGUGACUGCUGUGAAUCUACUUGCAAGUCCAGAAAGAAGAGGAGUCUGGGAUCAGAAAAGACUGGCUUGGUUCAAAAGGCAGUCCUUGGGCCACUAACCAUCACUGAAUAAACUGGAGCAUCUAUUGGGAACGGAAUGGACCGCCAUCUACUGAACAAAUUUAAUUUCUUGUAUACCUUUGUCUUGCUGAUAUUAAAGAGAUGAAACUAAA
Nothobranchius furzeri (turquoise killifish) is the source of this 1061-nucleotide messenger RNA. Its product is annotated as zona pellucida sperm-binding protein 3. Lineage: Eukaryota; Metazoa; Chordata; Actinopteri; Cyprinodontiformes; Nothobranchiidae. The record is from RefSeq and is a predicted model, not a curated record.